Messenger RNA from Raphanus sativus (radish), 1449 nucleotides. Its product is annotated as F-box/kelch-repeat protein At4g38940-like. Gene Ontology annotation, molecular function: protein binding. Lineage: Eukaryota; Viridiplantae; Streptophyta; Magnoliopsida; Brassicales; Brassicaceae. The transcript is spliced from 2 exons. Bases 168 to 1271 code for a protein of 367 amino acids. The record is from RefSeq and is a predicted model, not a curated record.
CGUCGGCGUUUUAGCUUCUUUUCAACAUGAACCCCUGAACACUCUCUCCUCCAUGCAUCUUCUCUCUGACAAGCUACUAGUCUUCGUCUCUUUUGCUCUCUAGUCUCUGUGAAACCCUAAUCUCCUUGCUGAAAUUCUCGCUUCUUGCAGGAUUCUCAUUCAACCACAUGUCUGAAAACAUGGAGCAAUCGCCGGAGCUGCUGCUUUCUCCUCUGAUUCCGUCACUCCCCGACGACGUCACCGUCGACAUCGUAGCUCGCGUGCCCAGAAGCCACUACCCGACUCUCUCCCUCGUUUCCAAGAGUUUUAGGAAUCUCAUCGCCUCGUCCAAACUCUACAAGAGACGUUCUCAGCUAGGCAUCACCCAACACCGUCUCUACGCCGUCCUCCGCAACCGCAAAACCGGUGAAUUCAGUUUCUACAUCCUCCACCGGAAACUCAACGGUUACAACCGGUUGGUGCCUGUCCGGUCACUUCCGUUCAUGUCUCCCCGUGGAAGCUGUGUACCGGUCGGUUCGGAGGUGUACGUGUUUAACGACCUCUCAGUGCUCAUCUUUGACUGCACGUCUCACACGGUUCAGCGCAUGUCUAACUUUCCUGAGCGGAUGUCUUAUAAAGAGGUUAACGUCAUCGGGAAGAAGGUUUAUGUGAUUGGUGAUGCGUUGUGUCAUUACGUCGAGCAGACAGGGUGGAUGAAAUGGUGGAGGAAGGCAGUCACGGUGUUUGAUACAGAAACCCAAUUGUUGGAGCCUAAGUUGGUAAACGAAGACAUGGCUGUUGGUCUAGGUCCCUUUUGGUCUGAUUCUGUUGUGAUGGAUGGUAAGAUUUACCUGAAAGGUUACAUGAAUGGUAAUUCUUUUGCUUACGAACCAGAGGAAAGGAAAUGGGAAGUGAUGGACGAGGUGUUGAACUCUAAGGAGUGGGAGGGUUCGUGUGUGGUUGACGACGUCUUGUACUAUCACGAUCGGUCCGGGAAGGCGUUGAGGGCGUAUGAUCCGAAGCAGGGCUGUUGGAGUGUUGUUAAUGGUUUGGAGGAGUUUUUGGCUGUGGAGACUGCUCGUUCAGGUUGGUCAAGAACGGUGAACUACGGUCCGGAUAAGCUGGCUCUCUUCUUUCCUAAAAGACAGUACGGCGAGAAGAUGAUUUGCUGUGCGGAGGUCGCUUUGGAAAGGCGCCAAGGAGGAGAGAUUUGGGGUAAGGUCCAGUGGUGUCAUAUUGUCAUUGGCGGUGAGCUUUUUGACAUGGUGAAAUUUGUGGCUGUUACUGUUUGAUGCAUUUAGAUCCCUUCGUAUUUUAACUAUCCUAAAUGAUCUUGUGUGGUUGUAAGUUUGCUAACAUCGGUAAUGUAAGACAAAACCUUGAGAGCUUGUUGUUUUGUGUUGUCCUUUAAAACUUGUGUUAUGUUUUAAUCUUUAGAUUGCUUCCUUGAGACUUGUUUGAAGUUUGCUU